Messenger RNA from Microplitis demolitor, 2852 nucleotides. It is a transcript of the gene Fatp1, whose product is annotated as long-chain fatty acid transport protein 4. NCBI's taxonomy places the organism in Eukaryota, Metazoa, Arthropoda, Insecta, Hymenoptera, Braconidae. The coding region runs from base 173 to 2389 and encodes 738 amino acids. Gene Ontology annotation, cellular component: endoplasmic reticulum. Gene Ontology annotation, biological process: triglyceride homeostasis. The transcript has 11 exons. The record is from RefSeq and is a predicted model, not a curated record. Gene Ontology annotation, molecular function: long-chain fatty acid transmembrane transporter activity; long-chain fatty acid-CoA ligase activity.
UCGUCGGUAUCUCAGCUAUUCGAAUUUAACAUAUUUUUUAUAAAAAAUAAUAAUUUAAACUUUGACCGAGUGACUAAAAUGUGAAGUUAAUUUCGUGAAGUGAAUUUUUAAAAAAUAUUUAUUUUCGAAAAUAAUAAAAUACUUUUUUGGUGAAGAAUAGAUUUUUUGAAAAAUGUCAGAUGCUAUUGCCAAGUUGCCUUUAAAUAAUAUUAAUGGCAAUAAUACAUCGAAAAUAAUAUCACCUAAAGAGCGCGACGUCGAGAGGGGAGAACCGACAUCGAAAGGAGGCGAUAACUCCCGCAGAUCGACGAACGGUUCAGUGGACGUGGGAUCGGCAGCCGCGCAACCUGGUGUCACCACUCUCAGUGGUUCCUCAUCGACACAGAGUACCACCGCGAGUGCUGGUUCAAGUACUUGCCGCGCAAUUGCCCGGACCUUCCGGCAAAUCGUCUUAGCGAUGCUCUUGCUGGGACUACUCGGGGGACUCGUCGCCCUCGUCUGGAUCUACAUGGGCCCUAUUUUCGUCCUACAACUUAUUCUAGUCGUAAUCACCGCGUACUUUGUGUCCGGUGGACGACUUAGGUGGUUCUACGUAGCCUUCAAAACAGCUCCUAGAGAUAUCAAAGCUCUAAUCAGAUUUAUUCGACUGAUGUGGUCGAUAAAAUGUCACGAGAAAAAAAAUCGUAGUGUUGCUGAUGUCUUUCAAGGGUAUGUUGCUAAACAUCCCAAUAAAUGUUGUUUUGUGUUUGAAGAUCGCGAAUGGACUUACCAAGAGAUAGAAGACUUGAGCAAUAAAGUCGCUUACGUUUUCAAAAGUCAUGGCUACAGAAAAGGCGACGCAGUUGCUCUCCUAAUGGAAAAUAGACCAGAGUACGUCGCUAUUUGGUUGGGUCUGAGUAAACUUGGUAUCAUGAUACCGUUAAUAAAUACAAAUUUAAGAAAAACGUCAUUACUCCAUUGUAUCAACGUCGCGCGCUGCCAAGCGCUUAUUUUUUCAGAUGAAUUAUCUGAAUCUGUAAGUGAAAUAGCAUCGUCAUUAGAUGCCAAAAUAGCUCUAUAUAAAUUUGACGGUAAACCGAAUACAAAUUCAUCAGGACUUAAAGAAAAAGAUUUGUCAGUACUGUUAGAAGAUGCAUCGUCAUCACCGCUGGUAUUGCAAGAGAAAGGAACAUAUGAAGAUAAAUUAAUGUAUAUAUACACAAGUGGUACUACUGGUUUACCUAAAGCUGCUGUAAUUACUAAUUACAAAUUCAUGUUCAUAGUGGGUGCUAUGUAUCACAUGGCAUUAUUUAAAAGUUCUGACCGAUUCUAUACGCCUUUACCGUUAUAUCAUACUGCCGGAGGAAUUGUUGCUGUUGGUCAAGUUUUGUUACACGGCGCAACUUGUGUUAUUAGAAAAAAAUUUUCGGCUAGUGCUUACUUUGAUGAUUGUCGUAAAUAUAAUUGUACGGUAGCUCAGUACAUCGGCGAAAUGUGUCGUUACAUUCUCGCCGCUCCACCAAAACCCGAAGACAAGCAACACAAAGUACGGGCGAUUUUUGGCAAUGGACUGAGACCGCAAAUUUGGAGUGAAUUUGUCGAGAGAUUUAAUAUAAAACAAGUUGCUGAAUUUUAUGGAGCCACUGAGAGCAAUGCCAACAUAACAAAUGUAGACAACAAAGUCGGAGCAAUUGGUUUUGUAUCGCGAAUUAUACCAGCAGUUUACCCGAUUUCAAUAAUAAAAGUAAAUGCUGAUGGCGAACCAAUCAGAGAUGAAAAAGGGCUUUGUCAAGAAUGCAAACCGAAUGAACCGGGUGUAUUUAUAGGAAAGAUAAUACCAAAUAAUCCACAUCGAGCGUUUCUGGGAUACGUUGACGAGAAAGCGUCUGAGAGAAAAGUAAUACAUGACGUAUUCAAAAAAGGCGACUCGGCUUUUCAUUCCGGUGACAUUGUCGUGGCCGACGAAUUCGGUUAUCUAUAUUUCAAAGACAGGACCGGAGACACGUUCAGAUGGAAAGGUGAAAAUGUAUCGACGUCUGAGGUCGAAGCUAUUCUAAGUAAUCUCACUGAUUAUCGUGACUGCGUCGUUUAUGGAGUUGAGGUUACUGGCGCAGAAGGCAGAGCCGGGAUGGCUGCUAUUUUUGAUGAAAAUGAAACAUUAGAUAUUAAUGAACUAUAUAAAAAUAUUAAGGAAAAUUUACCUUCGUACGCAAGACCGCAGUUUAUACGAAUUUUAACUAAAAUAGAUCUUACAGGAACAUUUAAAUUAAAGAAAAAAGAUUUACAAGAAGAAGCUUACAAUCCAAGAAAAGUAAACGACAAAUUAUAUUACUUAGACGCUAAAACAGGAUACCAAUUAAUAACACCCGAAGUUUACGAUCAAAUACUACAGGGAAAAAUACGUUUUUAAAAAAAAUAAACAAACAAGUGUACAAGUUUCGAGAAAUAACAAAGUAACUAAAAGAAUGUCAGCAAUGAGUAGUUAAUUAAUCGUAACGAUUAUGCAACACAUGCUCACGAACAUUGAGAGAAACUUAAAUUAAAUCUCUUUAAUAAAAUUAUUUUUUGUAAAUAUAUUAAGAGGAAUAUUAAAAUAAUCAUUAUUAAAGAAAUUGAUGAUUAAUUUAUAUUUAAAUAUCAUGAGGGGUGUAGAUGGUGAUACUUAGAAAAAAUAACUCCGAAGGUAAUUAAAUUAAAAUACAAAAAAGAAGAAUGAUCUGAUCAAAAAAUGACUGCCAGUAUUUGGAAAAAUAAGCAGAAGAAUAAAAUGAAUAUUUUUUGGUAAUCGCACAAAACUCUUUCGAGAAUAUUUCUUAAAAGUAAUAUUAUUUAAAGUAUAUAAUUAAUGCGUUAAUUAAUUUAUAACAGCAUCA